AUGGCGCCAGCGAUCUUGACUGACAUUCAGCCUCUCCGGGGAUCGAUCAAGCCCUCCGGAGCGUUGGACGCAUUCUCAUACGACGAUACAACUCCCGCCAUUGGUCGAGAGUACAUUGAUAUCAACAUUGCGGAUGACAUUCUAAACGCUACAGAUGUAAAGGCUCAUGAACGCCUUCGAGAAUUGGCCUAUAUCAUUUCCGCCCGAGGUGUUGUUUUCUUUCGCAAACAAGACAAUUUGACCAACGAUCUGCAAAAGACGUUCGUGCAGCGAUUGGGUGAAGCUGUCGGAAAGCCGAAAGAAUCUUCUCUCCACGUCCAUCCAGUCCUGAACGACACAUUGGAGCUAGGUGUUGGUGAUCCGCAAAUCUCACACAUUAGCUCCGUGCAGCGAAGCGAGUUUCUCAAGCACGUGGCUGACGAAUCCGACAAGCUCAAGUAUCGUGCCGCAGAAUGGCACUCAGAUGUUCAAUUCGAGCGGUUUCCUCCAGACUACACCUCUUUGAGAGUGACCAAGUUGCCGAGCAAUGGUGGUGACACUGUUUGGGCAUCUGGAUACGAGAUCUAUGAUCGCUUUUCUCCAGCAUAUCAAAAGUUUUUCGAGCAACUGACGGCGACAUUCAGCGGGGAAGGCUACCGGAAAAUGGCGGAAGCUGACCCAGAAACGGUCAAACUUCGUCAGGACGCACGUGGACAUCCACUAAACACCGGACUGACUUCUAUUCAUCCGGUUGUGAGGACCAACCCGGUCACGGGAUGGAAGAGUAUCUUUGCCAUCGGACCAUUUCCCACUCGAAUCAAUGAACUGUCAUCGCAGGAAUCGCAAGAGCUGUUGGCAAAGUUCAUGAGAAUGAUCACCGAGAACCACGAUUUGACUGUGCGCUUCAAGUGGAGGAAUCCUAAUGAUAUCGCUGUAUGGGACAACAGGUGCACCUUUCACACACCGACCUUUGACUAUGAGGGUCUGGGAGAGCGAUAUGGAAACCGGGCUGUGGGCGUCGGAGAGGAGCCGUACUUCGAUGUUCACAGCAAGUCGAGGUCUGAGGACCUUGGUCGGCACGUCUGA
This is a messenger RNA of Fulvia fulva, 1065 nucleotides long. RefSeq names its product Alpha-ketoglutarate-dependent dioxygenase oryG. NCBI's taxonomy places the organism in Eukaryota, Fungi, Ascomycota, Dothideomycetes, Mycosphaerellales, Mycosphaerellaceae. The transcript has 3 exons. Gene Ontology annotation, molecular function: 2-oxoglutarate-dependent dioxygenase activity. The record is from RefSeq and is a predicted model, not a curated record. Gene Ontology annotation, cellular component: cytoplasm. Bases 1 to 1065 code for a protein of 354 amino acids.